CCGAGAUCGUGACAAACCAGCGUGGCACCGGACAUCAAAGAUAAGGAGAAAGCGAGCGGAGAGAAUUGAACUGCCCCAACAAUACAUCAGAGCUGCCUUAGUUUUCGACGAAACCUUUCACGCGCCUUUUAGUCUUGAAGACGAAACAAUGGAAAGGUUUGCAGUUAAUCUCACCAAGGAGGUGGAUCAGACAUUCAGGCAGCUUAAUAUCAGGGUUCUAUUAGUUACCAUGGAAACAUGGACCUCGAAAGAGCACAUGAAUGUUUCGUCUCCGCAUCAUCUUCUAGAAAGGUUCCGCGACUACGGCACUUCCCUACCAAAAUAUCAUGAUAUUGCCUUUUUACUUGUGUUUAAUUCAUCCGAUAUGGCAAAAUCAAUGACAAGUUUUGAUUCAAUUUGCCACCGCAAUCCACCGGCAGCCGGUGUUAUUUGGGUUUCAGAUAUUAGAAAGCCAUCGAGGAUCGCAACUUUGAUAUCAAGAAGAAUAGCAACAAGCCUAGGACUAUUAGAAGAAACAGAUGCCUGUCAGUGUGAAAACCAUAGUUGUCUCAUGAACGUGUCUACAUUUAGUGGAAAUCCCGGGUUCUCUGACUGUAGUGAUCAAACAUUCCAAGCUGCCUAUAAUAGAGGGAAAUUUUGGUGUCUUGACACUCCACCAAGAAAUAUCGAGCUGAUAGAAGCACCCCUGUGCGGCAAUGGAAUAGUCGAAACUGGAGAAGAAUGUGACUGUGGAAAUGAUACGGCAUGUUUGUCCUGCUGUCAAGCUUGUGUUCUAAUAGAAGGCGCUGAGUGUGCAGGAGGAAGAUGUUGCAAUAGACAAUGUAAGUUAUUAAUGGCUGGUUCCAUCUGUAGAGAACGCCAAGGAUCAUGCGACAUUCCAGAGUAUUGCUCGGGUACAUUCGGAAACUGCCCUAAAAACGUAGUGCUUCAUGAUGGCGCUCCUUGUAAGAAAAAGGGGGUGUGCAAUGCUGGAGUUUGUCAAACAAUGCAAGAUCAAUGCUCACAUCUAUGGGGUGAAGGUAGCAGGCUAGCUGGGGAUACAUGCUUACCCAAUGUCACGGCAGACAUGCUUGAAAGGACGCCUAAUUACAGGGAUACUAAAUGCGGGCUUCUCUCGUGUGACGUCACUGAUGUAGACAUGACGUCAUUGCAAGCUCGUUCUCUCAUGGAGUUGGCAAGCUGGGCUACGAACGAUCUCCAAUGCAAAGUGAUGAACAUUGCCUUAUCAGACGGAACGAACCUAGGCGCUGUGCCUGAAGGGACCGCCUGUGGGAAGGGGCAGAGCUGUCGACAAGGCGAGUGUGUCCCGGUUGAUAUGGCGUCUUGUCCAAUGGGAAUCUCAAGGAAGAUCUGUUCAGGAAAUGGAGUUUGUGCUAUCACAGGAAACUGUGUGUGCUUUUGCGGCUGGAGCAGUCCCUCUUGCUCUGUGAGGAAUUCAACCCGGGAAGGGGUGAUCUGCAUUCCAAAAUCCGUACUUGUUACAAGUGACGUCUCAAUGAAUCCCGAAGCUCCGCCCACUGAUAUCGAUGAUACCGGUGAUGAAGUCGAGGUUCGUGUCUUAACGAGUGCUAUCAUCGGUGGGUCCCUGGCUAUCAUCUUUGUUGUGGCAAUCAUCUUUGGGGCAACCUCAAUAGGAUUCAAGAGAGCAAGAAAGAACAACCAAGCUAGACGAAUGCAGCAGGUAAAACUUUUUUCAAUGUUCCAACCUACCGAAGGGCAAAAGAAGCGACUGGCAAAGUUCGGUGGGGGCAGGUCACCGUAUAUAGCUGGCGAGCUAGAAGCCCCCUCAUCUUCAAUGGGCGCCCCAUCUAGUCACCCACCAGGCGACCGUCAUCAUCAUAAACCUAAACACCAUAAUCAUCAUGGCGGGGGUCAACCAGGGGGUCGUAUGCAAGGCAAAAACAAAGGGCAGAAGAAAAUGCGAUUCCAGAUAGACAUGGACACUCAUAAACCGCACAAAGCUGGAGGCGGUAAGGCAAGAACGGAGACGAUUAUUUGAACAUGACCUUCCCGCCAACGAAGACCUG
This is a messenger RNA of Strongylocentrotus purpuratus (purple sea urchin), 2027 nucleotides long. Its product is annotated as disintegrin and metalloproteinase domain-containing protein 23-like. Gene Ontology annotation, biological process: proteolysis. The coding region runs from base 149 to 1999 and encodes 616 amino acids. The transcript is spliced from 23 exons. Gene Ontology annotation, molecular function: metalloendopeptidase activity. The record is from RefSeq and is a predicted model, not a curated record. NCBI's taxonomy places the organism in Eukaryota, Metazoa, Echinodermata, Echinoidea, Camarodonta, Strongylocentrotidae.